This is a messenger RNA of Chilo suppressalis (striped riceborer), 6436 nucleotides long. The record is from the annotation of a GenBank genome assembly. Lineage: Eukaryota; Metazoa; Arthropoda; Insecta; Lepidoptera; Crambidae.
AAUAAUGGUAGGUGACUUUAAAGUCAUUGGUUAGUACGUUAUCCAUUAGUCACAACCUUGACUACCAGUAAACAGACAGCAAAGCCUGCCGUCUAAUGGCCGCCAUAUGGAGUCCUUCAAUUGACAAGAACGAAAAUAUAGCGUAACUGAUCACUGACAUUCACUAGUUGGAGAAAAAAAGGUGUAUUUCUGUUUAUAGGACUCUACUACUAACAAUGUAGACUCAAGCAAUGCAAAAUGUGUUGUCUUUGAAGUGUAGGAACUGCUAUAUUAAAAUAUAUCUGUAUCUAAUAUUGUAUGUUUCUUUCUUAUAUCUCUAGUAAAAAAAAUCUGUAGACUUUUCUUUAUUAUUUAAAUUUUCUUUGUUCAUGAGUAGGUGAAUUGCUGUUAUUGUUUUGCUGGAAGACGCAGACAGCUGUGACACAGUUCAUAUUAUUACAACUGCUAACGUUAACUUCAUUAUUAGAACCAUACUUUUUACGAGCAUGUACCAAGGUAAAGUGAAACUGUAAAUGGAGUGAACAAAUGAACUUUAUUAUUAUUUGGUAAAUUAUUAUUAUUCUCAGUACUUAUAGUAGUGGUGGUGAGUACCGACCGCGGGCUACGCCAAGUGAGUCGCUUCGUUGUAUUGAUGUGGGUUUUUGUGUGUUUGAUGUGAAUAGUCGCCUGACUAUGCAGGGUGUCGAUGAUAACUGAUUUCUGUAAUGGUGUGAAAUUGUUAUUUUGUAAACCUAUUUCUUUUAGUGAUGUGUGAAGUGAUUUUGGAUGGAUGAAAGUAUCACUGGAACAAUUUUAACUGUAUGCUGGUGCAUCCAACUAUCAGUAGGUGGUGACGAAGGUGGAGUGCGCAGGGUGCGCGGCGCGAGGGGAUGCCCGUGCGCAAGGGGCUUCUCGCGCCCCAAAACACCUUCCUCGAUACCAUCGCUACCCGCUUCGAUGGCACACACAGCAACUUCGUGUUGGGCAACGCUCAAGUGCCCGCUUACCCGAUCGUGUACUGUUCGGACGGGUUCUGCGAGCUGACGGGCUGGGCGCGUGCGCACAUCAUGCAGAAGGGUUGCGCAUGCAAGUUUCUGCACGGGCCUGACACAAGGGAGGAGCACCGCCACGAGAUCGACGCUGCGCUCGACUCCAAGCACGAGCUCAAACUGGAGCUCAUCUUCUAUAAGAAAAAUGGUACUCCAUUCUGGUGCUUGCUCGACAUCGUUCCAAUUAAAAAUGAGAAGCGAGAAGUGGUAUUGUUCCUCGCUUCCUUCAAGGACAUCACCAACACCAAGAUGGCCGCCAUGAACACUAACGAGGACUUUGACAGCGGAGCCGCGGUGCGGCCGUCGGCUGGCGUGGUCACUCUAGCGUUAUCCCCAUUUGUACCCGCAGCGGCUCUCUUGGGUGCCCGGUUCCGCGCUGAAUCUAGUUGCCUACUUCCAGACCCGAAUGGAAAUCUUGACCCCGAAGCGCCCUCGCCCGCUAACAUGGGCAGGCGGCGCUCAAGGGCAGUACUAUACCAGCUUUCAGGACAUUAUAAGCCAGAUAAGAUGAAGACUAAACUAAAACUCAACAAUGUUAGUAAGAACCUUCUACACUCUUCGGACCCCCCACUGCCCGAAUAUAAGACGUCGGCGGUGAAGAAAUCACGCUUUAUUAUAUCGCAUUAUGGAGUUUUCAAGACGUUCUGGGACUGGCUUAUUCUUAUAGCGACAUUUUAUGUGGCCGUAGUUGUACCUUACAAUGCCAGUUUUGUUGACGAGGGUCACCCGAGGAUUAGCGUGACCAGCGAUGUGGUAGUCGAAGCUCUUUUUAUUGUUGAUAUAGUGCUUAAUUUCCGGACGACAUUCGUCAGCAAGAAGGGCGAGGUGGUGUAUGAUUCUAAGGCGAUAGCUCUUAAUUACAUCCGCACAUGGUUUGUGGUGGAUCUCCUGGCUGCUCUCCCAUUUGACCUACUUUACGCCUCGGACGUAUACAGCGGAGCGGAGUCGACACAUGGGAACGUUCACUUAGUGAAACUCACAAGGCUGCUUCGUCUGGCGAGGCUGCUGCAGAAGAUGGAUAGAUACUCACAGUACUCGGCUCUGAUACUGACUCUGCUCAUGCUGUCCUUCACAUUAGUUGCUCAUUGGCUGGCCUGUAUUUGGUUUAUCAUCGCCGAAAAGGAAAUAACUUACCAUAAAAACGAAAGUUGGGAUUUGGGGUGGAUUAAUAACUUAGCAGAGAGGCUAAAAGUGCCAAUCCCCAACAUCUCUCAUAGCGAGAGCUAUGUCACCGCUUUGUAUUUCACCUGUUCAUCGCUGACCAGCGUUGGUUUCGGGAACGUAUCUGCUAAUACCCUGCCGGAGAAAAUCUUCAGUAUACUCACAAUGUUGGUUGGAGCGCUAAUGCAUGCCGUCGUUUUCGGUAACGUGACUGCGAUCAUUCAGAGGAUGUACUCCCGGCGGUCCAUGUACCAGAGCAAAUGGAGAGACCUUAAAGACUUCCUGACCAUUAACCAAGUGCCCAAGGAGCUGAAGCAGCGCAUGCAAGACUACUUCCAAACUAUGUGGUCUCUGAACCACGGCAUUGACAUACACGAGACCUUAAAAGAGUUCCCGGAGGAACUGAGGGGGGACGUAUCGCUGCAUCUGCACCGGGAAAUAUUAUCGCUUCCAAUAUUCGAGUCGGCGUCCCAGGGUUGCCUCAAGUUGCUAUCUCUGCAUAUCCGGAACAAUUUUUGCGCGCCUGGAGAAUACUUGGUGCAUAAAGGCGAUGCCCUCACGUAUAUUUACUACAUAUGCAACGGAUCAAUGGAAGUAAUGCAAAAUGACAUGGUGGUCGCUAUACUAGGCAAAGGCGAUUUAGUGGGUUGCGAUAUGAAUACCCAUUUGCAAGCUCACAAUGGGUCGGGACAAAACCAGGGCAAUAAUCCGGAUGUCGUCGUAAAAUCAAGCAGCGAUGUGAAGGCCUUAACUUACUGUGAUUUGAAAUGCAUACACAUGGGAGGGUUGGCCGAAGUUCUUCGGCUGUAUCCGGAAUACCAACAAGAGUUCAUUCACGACAUCCAACAUGAUCUCACGUACAACUUGCGAGAGGGCUACGAGGCAGAACAGGAGUCUGAUGGGAACGGUCACCCAUCGCUAACUUUACCCUCUAUAUCAGAAGACGAUGAGAAUGCGGCGGAAGACUCAGCCCUAUCACCGAAGAAACCCACAUCAAGUACUAAUAGUCCACGACACGCUAAAUUCAGAUCAGACGGCCAACAACGCCUCUCGCAUCGAGAGCUCAGGGAGCGAAUAGAGCGCCAAAGAUCGGUCGCCACGCCUAAAAUAACCAGGUCCGAUUCUUUGGAAGGCCUUAACCUGGAGAUGCACAACACUCGGUCUUCAGUUGAAAGACUGGACACUCAAGUCUCGAGUUUGCAUCACGACGUUGCUGCCCUUAGCAUGGAGGGACAACACGGGAAAAAAGAAAAAAAGGUCGGGAUAGUAGCAGUGGAGGAAGCGAUGAUAAAUGAUAACCAUGAUAAAACCCAUGUAAUGCCAAGAUCAUUGCAUGCUAACAUUGGACAAACGUCACAUUCUCCAGCAGAACCUGUAAAUAUAUCUGUUGCUGAUUAUUCUUCUCCAUCGACAUCCCAGCAAACUUAUGACGUCAACGUCGAUCCUAAAAUUAUAGUGGACGAUGGCUAUCAUGAAAAUGAUCUGGGUCUUUAUGUUGGGUUGGCUACUCAGCUAUCGACGGAAAAGAAAAGGGAGUUGUUACAACAUCCUUGGAUCCCGCCCAGAAAUUAUGAUUUUGAAUGUGAUGCAAGCCAUUUGAAAAGGAAAUUUAAUAAUGCUUGGUUGGAUCAAUAUGCACCAUGGCUAGUAUAUUCCAAGCGACUAAAAGGCGCUCUUUGUAAGCAUUGUGUUUUGUUCCCUCCGCCCAUCAGCACUGUGAGAGUAAUUUUGGGAUCAUUUAUGGUUAGGCCAUAUAUAAAGUUCAAAAAUAUGCAUGAAGACUGCCGAAAGCAUGCAACGACCAACCUUCACCUAACAGCGACAAAUGCAGCAAAAAAAUUUCUUGAAAAUGUUCCUGUAGACAUCCAACUGCAAAGUGGACACCAAAAAGCAAUCGAUGAAAACAGACAAAUAUUGUCAUCAAUUAUUUCUUGUGUAGUAUUUUGCGGUACACAUGAUAUGCCUCUUAGGGGAAAACAAGCAGAUGAGGACGUUUUAUUAGAUUUAUUAAAGUUGAGAAUCAAUUCAGGGGACGACAAAUUAAAGAGUCACCUGGAAAAGUGCCGUCGCAAUGCAGUUUACACAUCGCCAAAAAUACAAAACGAAUUGAUUAAUUUAUGUGGCGAAGUUAUUAAGGAGAAUAUAAUAAGUGAGGUUCAAAAGACCAUGGCUUACGCAGUCUUAGCUGAUGAAACAGCAGACGUAGCUGGGAAAGGACAGCUAUCAAUAGGCGUGCGGUUCUACGACGAAAGCUAAAGGAAAAUCAGAGAAGAAUUUGUAGGAUUCGUUGAACUAAAAGCAUAAAAUGCUUCAGCAAUUGCCGAAGCAAUUGACAAUUUUUAACCUCCCAACAGAAGAUUGCGUAGGGUUUGGAUUCGAUGGCUGUUCUACAAUGGCAGGGAAAGAGGGUAGCGUACAAGCCAUUUUGAGAAAAAAAUAUCCUCGUGCAUUAUAUUUUCAUUGCUCAAGUCACAAACUCAACCUUGUUGUGAAUGAUGCGAACGCAGUGCCAGAAAUUAGAAAUACUGUCGCCACUGUUAAGGAUGUUAUAACGUUUCUCAGAGAAUCGACUACUCGUCGAAACUACGCUCCAAACCUAUUACGAUUGUGUGAGACGAAAUGGUCCGAAAAAUAUAAAUCAAUCAGAAAGUUUUCUCAACAUUUUCCAGAGCUUGUGAAAUCUCUAGAAACGUUAUCCGUAGAGGGAAAUUAUGUCACCAGAAAAUCUGCAUAUCAGUUGCAUUCAGCCGUUACAAAACCAGUGUUUAUUGUAGCUCUACAAACAAUAGCCAAAUAUUCAGCAGUUUUAGAACCAGUAGUUAACGCACUGCAAGCUAAAUCGAUCGACAUGAUCUCGGUGGGGGGACACAUCAAAAAUAUCAAGGACAUUCUCAGAAAUGACCGCGAGUUUCCUGAUAAAAUAAGUAAUGAAAUGCUUCAAAAAGCGCGAGCUGUUGCAAUGGAUUUGAACAUAGAAAUUUCGGUUCCACGUCUUGCUCAUAAGCAAACACAUAGAAGUAAUCCGCCAUCUGACAAUGAUAACGAAUAUUGGCGGCGUUCUCUGAUAAUACCAUACAUUGAUUCACUCAUUUCAUCGUUGAAUAUUCGAUUCUCCCAAGAAAAUACUCCGGCGUUUGCUUUAAGUAAGCUACAUCCCUUGUAUAUGACCAAAACCAGCAUUACAGACUUACACAAGAACGCAGAAUCAUUCCAAGAAUUUUAUAACCUGGAUAUCACUGGAGAACUGAACCUUUGGCAUAAUUUAUGGAUGAAGAAUGCUUUAUCAGAUGAUCAAUUAAGGGAUAUAGAAGUAGUUGAUCUGUUCAACGAAGCCAAUAUUUUUUACCCUGCUGUCAGAAAGGCAUUGAUUAUUUUAAGCACUAUCCCAUGCACCACGGCGACCGUAGAACGGUCCUUCAGUACGCUUCGAAGAGUUAAAACGUGGCUUAGAAGCACCAUGGGUGAAGAAAGGCUUACGGGUUUAUGUCUGAUGAGCGUACAUCGCAAUUAUUUAAAAGAAAACAGUGAGUUUAUUCAAAAGACUGUCUUAGACAAAUUUUUGGCGGCAAAUCCGAGAAGAUUACUUUUAAAUUAAUAUAUGUGUAUUAUGAUUAUUAUAUAUAUUUAAUAUUUUGUUUUGUGUCAUAAUCAAACUAAUUAAUAAAAGUCAAUUUUCAUGAUUUUUUGUUUCAAUAUACCCGACCGACCGUCUUCUCGAAACAGGUAUGAGCUGCCCCCUCCUAGCUGAAAUCCUGGGUACGCCCUUGAAAAUAUUACUAGAUAAAAUUCCACGCAGUCCAGGCAGCAGACGGGACUCGAACCCGCAGCCUUCGCUAUCCGGGCGAAUGCAAGGCGAAUUUUAGAUUUAAACAUUGAGCAGUUGCAUGCUUAAAAAAUAAAAAUUAUUACUACUUUACAUAUUGUUUAUUAUUAUAAUAACAUAUUAUAAAUAAUAAUAAUAAAUAUUUCCAACACUCAUACCAAUUAACCUAUCCCCAAAGUAAGCACUGUAAGACUUGUGUUAUGGGAUGCUAGGGUAACGGAGAAAAUACAUAUACUGUACAUAUACAAGUAUAUUUAUAUUGAAAUACAUAUUAAACAUACAUGACUGAAGUACAAAUGCUUGUAUUAAUUGUAUUUAAUUAUUUCGUAUUUAUUUAGUAAUUUGGCAAUUCCAAUUUAAAUACCUAGAUACAUUCGAAGAAGUUGUAUAAAGAUAGAAAACCUUUAAUAGUUUUGAAGUCCCA